CCGGCUGGGUCUUCUGCGGCUAACGCUCCUCCUCCCGCUCCCCACCGUCCUCCUUCAGCCCGCCGCGGCCGGGUACCAGCGUGUGGUCCCGCCAACGGAGCGGUCCGUGCCUAGUGCUUCCGGGACGUCCGUGGUGCGCGCUUGCGGCGCGUGGCACUAGUCAUGUCGAUGGAUCAAGUGAACGCGCUGUGCGAGCAGCUGGUGAAAGCGGUGACGAUCAUGAUGGACCCCAGCUCCACCCAGCGCUACCGGCUAGAAGCCCUCAAGUUUUGUGAGGAGUUUAAAGAAAAGUGCCCUAUAUGUGUCCCCUGUGGCUUGCGGUUGGCUGAGAAAACACAAAUUGCCAUUGUCAGACAUUUUGGCCUUCAGAUCCUGGAACACGUUGUCAAGUUUCGGUGGAACAGCAUGUCUCGAUUGGAGAAGGUCUAUCUGAAGAACAGUGUCAUGGAGCUGAUUGCAAAUGGAACACUGAACAUUUUGGAAGAGGAGAACCAUAUUAAAGAUGUUCUGUCUCGAAUUGUAGUAGAAAUGAUCAAGCGGGAGUGGCCACAGCACUGGCCUGACAUGCUAAUAGAAUUGGACACUCUUUCCAAACAAGGGGAAACACAGACAGAAUUAGUGAUGUUCAUCCUUUUGCGACUGGCAGAGGACGUAGUGACCUUUCAGACGCUACCCCCUCAAAGACGAAGGGAUAUCCAGCAAACAUUAACCCAGAACAUGGAAAGAAUCUUCACUUUUCUACUUAACACACUUCAAGAAAAUGUGAACAAGUACCAACAAGUGAAGACAGAUAAUUCUCAGGAGUCAAAGGCCCAAGCAAACUGUCGAGUAGGAAUUGCAGCACUGAAUACUCUAGCGGGCUACAUUGACUGGGUGUCCAUGAGUCACAUUACUGCUGAAAACUGUAAACUCCUGGAGAUGCUGUGCCUGCUUCUGAACGAACAGGAACUUCAGCUGGGAGCAGCUGAGUGUCUUCUCAUUGCAGUCAGCAGGAAAGGCAAGUUGGAAGACCGGAAGCCCUUGAUGGUCUUAUUUGGAGAUGUUGCCAUGCAUUAUAUACUCUCCGCUGCGCAGACUGCUGACGGAGGAGGCUUGGUAGAAAAACACUAUGUCUUCCUGAAGAGACUCUGUCAGGUGUUGUGUGCUCUGGGCAAUCAGCUGUGUGCAUUGCUGGGUGUGGAUUCUGAUGUAGAAACACCAGCAAACUUUGGAAAAUACCUGGAAUCUUUUCUGGCUUUCACAACUCAUCCAAGUCAGUUUUUGCGCUCUUCAACUCAGAUGACUUGGGGAGCCCUCUUCCGGCAUGAGAUCCUAUCCCGUGACCCUUUGCUAUUAGCAAUAAUACCAAAAUAUCUUCGUGCUUCUAUGACUAACUUGGUCAAGAUGGGCUUUCCUUCUAAAACAGACAGCCCUAGCUGUGAAUACUCUCGAUUUGAUUUUGAUAGCGACGAGGACUUCAAUGCUUUCUUCAACUCCUCUCGGGCCCAACAAGGAGAAGUAAUGAGGUUAGCAUGUCGCUUGGAUCCCAAGACUAGCUUCCAGAUGGCUGGGGAGUGGCUAAAGUAUCAGCUCUCAACUUCUGUUGAUACUGGAUCCAUGAACUCUGGAACUGGAGAAGGCAGCCUCUGCUCCAUCUUCUCACCUUCAUUUGUGCAGUGGGAAGCCAUGACCUUUUUUUUGGAAAGUGUGAUCAACCAGAUGUUUCGAACAUUAGAUAAAGAAGAAAUUCCUAUUAAUGAUGGAGUAGAGCUAUUGCAGAUGGUCCUGAACUUUGACACCAAGGAUCCCCUCAUCCUGUCCUGUGUCCUCACUAAUGUCUCAGCACUCUUUCCAUUUGUCACCUACAGACCAGAGUUCCUGCCCCAGGUCUUCUCUAAGCUAUUUUCAUCUGUCACUUUUGAAACUGUUGAGGAAAGUAAGGCUCCCAGGACCCGGGCGGUGAGGAAUGUGAGGAGACAUGCUUGUUCCUCCAUCAUCAAGAUGUGUCGUGACUACCCCCAGCUCGUGCUGCCCAGUUUUGACAUGCUGUAUAACCAUGUGAAGCAGCUCCUCUCCAGUGAGCUGCUCCUGACACAGAUGGAGAAGUGUGCCCUCAUGGAAGCCCUGGUUCUCAUUAGCAACCAGUUCAAGAACUACGAGCGUCAGAAGGUGUUUCUAGAGGAGCUGAUGGCACCCGUGGCCAGCAUCUGGCUUUCUGAAGACAUGCACAGAGUGCUGUCAGAUGUUGAUGCUUUUAUUGCCUAUGUGGGUGCAGAUCGGACAAGCUGUGACCCAGGCCUGGAGGAUCCCUGUGGCUUAAACCGUGCACGAAUGAGCUUUUGUGUGUAUAGCAUUCUGGGUGUUGUGAAACGAACUUGCUGGCCCACUGACCUAGAAGAGGCCAAAGCUGGGGGAUUUGUGGUGGGUUAUACACCCCCUGGAAAUCCAAUCUUCCGUAACCCCUGCACAGAACAGAUUCUGAAACUUCUUGACAAUUUGCUUGCCCUUAUAAGAACUCACAAUACUUUAUAUGCACCAGAAAUGCUAGCCAAAAUGGCAGAACCUUUUACAAGGGCUCUAGAUAUGCUUGAAGUGGAAAAAUCUGCUAUUUUAGGAUUACCUCAGCCUCUCUUGGAACUGAAUGACUCUCCUGUCUACAAAACCGUCUUAGAAAGAAUGCAGCGUUUCUUCUGCACCCUCUAUGAAAACUGUUUCCAUAUCCUAGGGAAGGCAGGCCCUUCCAUGCAGCAGGACUUCUACACCGUGGAGCACCUGGCCACCCAGCUCCUCAGCUCUGCCUUCGUCAACUUGAACAAUAUUCCUGACUACCGACUCAGACCCAUGCUUCGGGUCUUUGUGAAGCCUCUGGUGCUCUUCUGUCCCCCGGAGCACUACGAAGCCCUGGUGUCUCCCAUCCUUGGACCUCUUUUCACCUACCUUCACAUGAGGCUUUCCCAAAAAUGGCAAGUCAUCAACCAGAGGAGCCUGCUGUGUGGAGAAGAUGAGACAACAGAUGAAAACCCAGAGUCUCAAGAGAUGCUGGAGGAACAACUGGUGAGGAUGUUAACCCGAGAAGUCAUGGACCUGAUCACUGUGUGCUGUGUUUCAAAGAAAGGUGCUGACCACGGUACUGCUCCUGCUGCAGAUGGAGAUGAUGAAGAGAUGAUGGCCACAGAGGUAACCCCCUCGGCCAUGGCAGAGCUUACAGACCUGGGAAAAUGUCUAAUGAAGCAUGAGGAUGUUUGUACAGCGCUAUUGAUUACAGCCUUCAAUUCCCUGGCCUGGAAGGAUACUCUGUCCUGCCAGAGGACGACCACACAGCUCUGCUGGCCUCUCCUCAAACAAGUGCUGUCAGGGACACUGCUCGCAGAUGCUGUUACGUGGCUGUUCACCAGUGUGCUGAAGGGCUUACAGACGCAUGGGCAGCACGAUGGCUGCAUGGCUUCCCUGGUCCACCUGGCCUUCCAGAUAUAUGAGGCGCUGCGUCCCAGGUACCUGGAGAUAAGAGCUGUGAUGGAGCAGAUCCCUGAAAUUCAGAAGGACUCACUGGACCAGUUUGACUGCAAGCUUUUGAACCCCUCUCUGCAGAAAGUGGCUGACAAGCGCCGGAAGGACCAAUUCAAACGCCUCAUUGCUGGGUGCAUUGGGAAACCCUUGGGCGAGCAGUUCCGAAAAGAAGUUCACAUAAAGAAUCUUCCCUCACUUUUCAAAAAAACAAAGCCAAUACUGGAAACAGAGGUGCUGGACAAUGAGGAGGGCAGCCUGGCCACCAUCUUUGAACCCUGAAUCAAGCUUCUGGGCAUUCUUCCUCAACCUUUAUUGUCAUCUGUUCUUCCCCUUUGUAGCUAUUCUCUAGGCCCCUCUCCACUGCCACCUCACUUUACACCGUCGUCAGCCUGGAGAGAGAUCCAGGUCUGGAGCUGGAGAGAGUGGGCCCUGUACAGGGCUGGAAGCCAUGCUAAAGCAUCAAGAAAGGGAGUUAGGGCUUACACCAUUCUGUCUAGAUUUCCCAGGUAUCUCCCAUCCUACUUGGAGUUUUGCCUUUUCCAAGAGAGAAAAGCUAGAGCAGAGCGGCCCUUCUCCCCAAGCCCUCCCACCCCCAGGUAGCCAUACACCUGUGCAGAGUGGUAACUAGGGGCGCUAUACCCAAUGCUGCGACUAGCCAGGCUUGCGACGAGGGUUCAGCCCUGAAUUACUUGUGCCAGAGUUUCUCCUGGAUCAUUGAAAGUCCCACUGAGCCCCCUUGCUGCUGGGCUGACAGGGACCUUCCCCAUCCCCCAGGGGCAUAUCUGGGUCAGGUGCUGAGUGCUGAACUGAAUUUGGCCAGUUCCUGCUUUGUUUUGAGCAAGAAUCUGGUCACCUGAUGGGAUCCAUGGUACAGGCCACUGCUAAGCUCUGGGCACAGUAUCAAAUGUUAGUACCUUCAGGGACCAGGGCUGGGCCAGGGUCUGUAGCGCUCUGUAACAUCCCUUAGAGCUCACACAUUUUGUCCCUCCAUGAAUGACCCCUCAGUGUGGUUUCCCCAGUCCCCAGGGUCCACUCAGGCACAAGAGCCACAGUACCCUAUCUAGUGUCACGAUGCCAUUGGCAUUUAAGGAUAAUCCAGACCAACUAGGCUACAUCUGUGACAAGCAGCUAGCAAAGCCACUGGUCUCUCCUAGGACUAGCUCAGUCCAGGUGCCUUCAAAAAUCUCGUGGUCUUUCAGGUCCCUGGUCACUUCCCUCAUGGGCCAUUUCCAAAAGAAAAAAUAUGCCUUCCCAUCACAACCUGUGAGUCUCCAGUCUGUUAUAAACAUCACUGGAUGGCCCUAUAAGCACAGGGGACAUGGAUGAACGACUAGUUAAUCUAUACAGAAGGACACACAUUUAGAGUGUGUGUCCAUGUGUUCCCCACAGAGGCCUGGCAUUGAUCCAAUCCACUGACCAGGGUUUUGGUGAGGACCGGUGGAGCAGCAUGGACUGAAGCUGCAGCUUUUAGCUGGUGUGGCCCCCCAGGUAGGGUAAGGUCAGUAAGAGGCGAAGCUGGGGAAACGGACUUGGGAGUCCCACGUUGCGCUUUCUAUGGCACAGACUUGGUCCAUCCCCUCUUCCUGGGUGGUGCUUUGGGCUUCUUGUCCACUGUGAAGGCCAUCUCAGCAUGUUUCCCUCCAAAUUUGUUAGCUGCCUACUCCUCUCUGCGGUGGGGCUGUGGAGGGUAUAGUUGUAUUUAUUGUGUUGUAAUAUUUUUAACAUCCUGUGACUUCAUGCUAGAAGUUUUCUAUUGUUUAUAGAACCUUUUUGUAGAAACAUUAACUCUAAAGCACAUCUGCAUGUCAGUAAAAAUCUCAAUUUCAUAUAGAAAGGGCCCCAUCUCCCUUUUUCAAACUAGUGACAUACUCCAGGGUCACUGUUUCUCAUGAGCAUCUUGCUUGCUAAGGGGGCUGGACAGGAAGAACUGUGACUGACAGACCUGCUCUGUCAAACCCUCUGAAACAGCAUGCCAGCCAGAAGCAGCUUUCUCUUCCUGACACGUAGACCAGGCAGCCCUUCCAUUCUCUCAGUGUCGUCAUUGGUGGCUACUGGACCUAACCCAGAGGGGCUGUCCAAAGGGAACUGUUAUUCUUCCUUGUGUGGCUCUUGAUAGUAAUGUGACUUGACUGCCAUGGACCACCCUUUUUUCUCUCAGGAACUUCCUCUGGUAUCCAGGAAAUAGGUUAAGCAGCACACAGUAUUUUUCUGUGGUCUGGCUGUGCCCCCGGAAACCAUCACACUCAGCAUUUCUCAAGGGGCUUCAGAGGGACUUGGCCCUGACUUGCAGCGAUGUCUGAGCCCAAUGCUCCUAACUGCUAAAUAACGCCAGAUCUCUGCUGAGGUGCCCCAUAUUUUUGGACGAAAACUGAAAAAGUGGUCUCCAACAAAAGGAUUUUUGUCUGGAUGUGAAUUUAUUUACAUUAAGACCUUGCAAAGGCAUAGAAGUCACAUUUUGUGGCACAUUUAACGAAGUGUAUUGACU
Balaenoptera musculus (blue whale) is the source of this 5971-nucleotide messenger RNA. RefSeq names its product exportin 5 (gene XPO5). The record is from RefSeq and is a predicted model, not a curated record. Gene Ontology annotation, molecular function: nuclear export signal receptor activity; RNA binding; small GTPase binding. NCBI's taxonomy places the organism in Eukaryota, Metazoa, Chordata, Mammalia, Artiodactyla, Balaenopteridae. Gene Ontology annotation, biological process: RNA export from nucleus; protein export from nucleus. Gene Ontology annotation, cellular component: RNA nuclear export complex; nucleus; cytoplasm. The coding region runs from base 163 to 3765 and encodes 1200 amino acids. The transcript is spliced from 32 exons.